UACAGACGGUUACGUGGGGUGUAUACAAAUAUCCAACUCCCAACAGCAGAACAGGACAUUUCACCUUGCGGGCGAACGUAAGCACCACUGUCAAUAGUACUGCCGUGCUCUUCUACUACAACUUAGCAACCUUAGCUUCGACUGGAAAACUAGUAUGUACUCUGACUGGCUAGCUCUACUGUAGAACUCGAAUGUACUCUCACUGGCGAUAUGAAGGAUAGGAACUUGUGAACACCAUUAGGUAUUACUGUACAGUACACAAUUACUUGUCUGGACGUGAACGAGAUCAUACCGAAGACAUCACAUUGAGCCUCCUUGUGAACUGUUGUCACACAACACACUACAAUAGGCUUUGUUGUGAACAAAAAACAACUUUGGGAAACUAAAGCAUGGAAGAGAAUGGCCAAGUAGCCCUAGCGUUACAUUAAUUCAAAUCUUCAUUGAAUCGGGACAAAUAGCAAAGAAAGAAAGCAUCCACGCCAUCGGAUAUUAGCAGUUGGUCCGUAUUUGUAUCAUUAAGAAACUAAAUUGGUGAUGCUAAUGUUGGUUGGUGAAAGUUUAGUAAGAAUCAUUUUAUCAUGUAAAACAGUGUAAGGUGACUUUUGUAUGCAGGUUGAACUGUUUUGGUAAGGAACUAUUAACAGUUAAAAGCAAACACGGUAUCAAUAUAUAUGAUACAAGAAUACUUCUUAGUGUCAACUAAGUCAAAGUGCGAUUAUCGUUUGAUGAAGAUAGCAACAAGACUGUCAACCGCUGGAAUAACCUCUACACAUUUCUUGAAGGUGUUAAUGAACGAGUCGAUUGGGACAGGUGCUUGCUAGAGCAAUUUUUGGAUAUAUGCCCCCAUUGCAAAUUGAAAUUAUAUUUGAGUGACAUCGAUGUGCGGCUGCCAAUAUGGUGGAUACAGAACUUAUCAUCGUCAUGGCGAUUCUAGGGGUGUUCAGUAUUGUUGGCACCAUCGGAAACUUUCUGGUAUUAUACAUCUAUACAAAGAAGCGUGACAGAACCACAUCAAACAUAUUCAUCCUGACGCUUGCAGGAACAGAUUUCCUAACGUGCCUCGUUCUGGUACCAUUCAAUAUAGUGGUUAUUGGAUUAGACCACCGUCUAGAGAUUGACGUCUUCUGUAAACUGUACAUGUUUCUUCUGACCUGUAAUGUGCCGUUUUCUGCCUUUGUCAUGGUCGCUAUAGCCUUUGACAGAUAUUUUUGCAUCUGUCAUCCUUUUUUGCACGCCAUCAACAUUCCUCGUGCAAAAGCCAUUGUGCUUGUAAUGGCGGCACUCGCGUGCGUAUUCGGCAUUUUGACGUCAUUGAUGUAUUCUAUUCAUCCGGGUCCGCUGUCCGAUUCUACAACUGGAUCUAACAUCACGUGCUUGGACACAGUGCCAUCUAGCGACCAGCCUUACAACACAUCAUUCACAGGUUCCGAACUAUGUGACGAUGUUGGUAUAAUGAACAACGGUACGGCCGAGGCUGAGGAGGAUUUAUCAGGUGUUUGUGUCCCAUACAACAAUGUCUUUGGAGAAAACUUCAUAUGGGUAUAUCAGAAAAUAUACGCAGGAUUUUACUUACUAUCAUUUUUGAUUGUGUUUGUAUUAUAUGGACUCAUUUAUCGAGCAAUUCACCUUCGGCGUGCUCUGAAGGCGAAACGGAAACGGUCAAGUCUGUUUCCGGCGGCAGCUGAAAUUUCAAUGGCAGAAACACAAAUGACGGCGCUAAACGGAAACAACAUUGAAAAUAAUGGUGAGUCUUCAGAAAAAUGUGCGAAGAAAAAACACCCUGGACAGAUCAAAGAUAAAAACUUCUAUGCAAAUAUUCGAACGGCGGCCAUGCUAUUUAUAGUAACUGUUGUGUUUCUGCUGGCUUUCCUUCCAGCCUGGUUGAUGGCCCAUGGCUGGAUACCUUACAGUCCAAUCAUUUUCUAUAUGUACUUUCUGUACAAUGUCGCGAACCCGGUUAUCUAUGCCUUCAUGAACAUGUCAUUUCGAACGGAUCUUAGAUCGCUCUUGUGUUCUAGGAGAUAGGAUGUGUGGCUUCUCGUAAUUGUGAUGAAUGGUUGUAUUGAGAAAUAUUUUUUAAAUAUUAAAAUUUGAUUUGUAAAUAAAUUACUGAUGCAGAC
Pecten maximus is the source of this 2120-nucleotide messenger RNA. RefSeq names its product cholecystokinin receptor type A-like. The transcript is spliced from 2 exons. The record is from RefSeq and is a predicted model, not a curated record. The coding region runs from base 895 to 2025 and encodes 376 amino acids. Gene Ontology annotation, cellular component: membrane. NCBI's taxonomy places the organism in Eukaryota, Metazoa, Mollusca, Bivalvia, Pectinida, Pectinidae. Gene Ontology annotation, biological process: neuropeptide signaling pathway. Gene Ontology annotation, molecular function: G protein-coupled peptide receptor activity.